Acomys russatus (golden spiny mouse) is the source of this 611-nucleotide messenger RNA. RefSeq names its product ubiquitin conjugating enzyme E2 G2 (gene Ube2g2). The transcript is spliced from 6 exons. Gene Ontology annotation, cellular component: endoplasmic reticulum; cytosol. The coding region runs from base 90 to 587 and encodes 165 amino acids. Lineage: Eukaryota; Metazoa; Chordata; Mammalia; Rodentia; Muridae. The record is from RefSeq and is a predicted model, not a curated record.
GCGGCGACCCGGAAGCAGCCGUGGGCGUCGGAGCAGGCGGGCGGGACCGAUGCGGAUGUGGCGAGGCUGCUGAACGCAGGUUCCGCGGUAUGGCGGGGACGGCGUUGAAGAGGCUGAUGGCCGAGUAUAAGCAAUUAACCCUGAACCCUCCAGAAGGAAUCGUGGCAGGCCCCAUGAAUGAAGAGAAUUUUUUUGAAUGGGAGGCAUUGAUCAUGGGCCCUGAAGACACUUGCUUUGAGUUUGGUGUUUUUCCUGCCAUCCUGAGUUUCCCACUUGACUACCCCUUGAGUCCUCCGAAGAUGAGGUUCACCUGCGAGAUGUUCCAUCCCAACAUCUAUCCUGACGGCAGAGUCUGCAUCUCCAUCCUGCAUGCCCCAGGUGAUGAUCCCAUGGGCUACGAGAGCAGUGCUGAGCGGUGGAGCCCUGUGCAGAGCGUAGAGAAGAUCCUACUUUCGGUGGUGAGCAUGCUGGCAGAGCCCAAUGAUGAGAGUGGAGCAAAUGUAGAUGCUUCCAAGAUGUGGCGGGAUGACCGUGAGCAGUUCUACAAGAUAGCCAAGCAGAUCGUACAGAAGUCACUAGGGCUCUGAGGCUACACACGUGUGCUCACUGAG